CAUUCUCCCUGUACAGCAGAUGGCGCCACGCGACCCGAAUUACAAGAAAAACGGAUGGGACUACGCGUGAAGGAGAGACGAUUUUUUUUCUGGCAGCUGUCCCUUUAGCAAAAGGAAUGUGUUGUGGGAUAAUAUACAAAAUUUAAUCAACAAAUUCAUUUUCAGCAUUUACACCAUACUGGGGCAACAACUGAGAUUAUGGUUGAGGCGUGCUGAGAUUCGAGGCAGAGAAUUGGACACCGUUAAGUGGGUUUGGCUCUGGAAAGGCUCAUCAUGUGUGCAUCAGUGAAGUAUGGUUCCCGGGGCCCUGCACUCAUACCCCGUAUGAAGACUAAACACCGGAUCUACUACAUCACCCUCUUCUCUGUGGUCUUACUGGGGUUGAUUGCAACGGGGAUGUUCCAGUUCUGGCCUCACUCCAUUGAAUCCUCCGCAGAAUGGAGUCUGGACCGUCGUAGUGUGCAUGAUGCUCCAUUGGUCAGGAUACCUAUGAGCAGCCCUAUUCCUGAGAGGGGUGACCUGAGCUGUCGAAUGCACACUUGCUUUGAUGUGUAUCGCUGUGGAUAUAAUCCCAAGAAUAAAAUCAAGGUGUAUAUCUAUCCUCUUCAGCGAUUUGUGGAUGAGGUGGGGGUGCCCAUCAGCAGCACUGGCCUCUCUCGAGAAUACAAUGACCUGCUGAGCACCAUAUCGGACAGUGAUUUUUACACUGAUGAUGUGACCAGAGCAUGUCUGUUCAUACCCUCCAUUGAUGUGUUGAAUCAGAACUCUCUGCGGAUUCGUGAAACUGCUCAAGCACUGGCCAUGCUGCCCAGGUGGGACAAAGGCAUGAACCACCUGCUGUUCAAUAUGCUUCCUGGAGGACCCCCUGAUUACAAUACAGCUCUGGAUGUGCCCAGAGACAGAGCCCUGCUGGCUGGGGGAGGCUUCUCCACAUGGACAUACAGGCAGGGUUAUGAUGUCAGCAUCCCCGUGUAUAGCCCUUUAUCUGCUGAGGUGGACCUUCCUGAGAGGCAGCCAGGGCCCCGACGCUACUUCAUUCUGUCAUCUCAGACGGCCAUCCAUCGGGAAUACCGUGUGGAACUGGAGAGGCUGAAGGAGGAGAAUGGGGAGGCCCUACUCCUCCUAGAUAAAUGCAGUAAUCUCUCUCAGGGUUUGGCAUCGGUCAGAAAGCGCUGCUAUAAAGGACAGGUCUACGACUACCCACAAAUCUUACAGGAGUCAUCAUUCUGUGUUGUUCUGCGAGGGGCCCGGCUCGGCCAAGCCACGCUUAGUGACGUGCUGCAGGCUGGAUGUGUCCCUGUCAUUAUGGCUGAUUCUUACAUUCUGCCUUUCUCUGAAGUGCUGGACUGGAAAAGGGCGUCUGUUGUCAUUCCAGAAGAGAAGCUGCCAGAGAUGUACACUAUUUUGAAGAGCAUCCCUCACAGACAGGUGGAGGAGAUGCAGAGACAGGCCCGCUGGUUCUGGGAAGCCUACUUCAGCUCCAUGAAGGCUAUUGGCAUGACAACUCUCCAGAUCAUUAACGAUCGCAUCUACCCCUAUGCAGCUCAUACCUACGAAGAGUGGAACAAUCCUUCUGUAGUUAAAUGGUCAAGUGUGAACAGUCCACUUUUCCUUCCUCUCAUACCGCCACGUUCACCUGGGUUCACGGCUGUCGUCUUGACCUAUGAUCGAAUCGAAAGUCUCUUUAGGGUCAUCACCGAGAUCUCCAAGGUGCCCAGCUUGGCCAAACUACUGGUGGUGUGGAACAACCAGAACAAGAGCCCCCCUGAAGAGUCGCUUUGGCCCAAAGUCACGGUACCUCUUAAAGUGGUCCGCACCAAAGAAAACAAGCUCAGCAAUCGCUUCUUCCCAUUUGAUGAGAUCGAAACCGAAGCUGUCCUGGCCAUUGAUGAUGACAUCAUCAUGUUGACCUCAGAUGAGCUGCAGUUUGGAUAUGAGGUGUGGCGUGAGUUUCCAGAUAGGCUGGUUGGAUAUCCUGGACGGCUCCACUUGUGGGACCACGAAAUGGGCAAGUGGAAAUAUGAAUCUGAGUGGACCAAUGAAGUGUCAAUGGUCUUGACUGGAGCUGCAUUCUAUCAUAAGUACUUCAACUAUCUCUACACGUAUAAAAUGCCCGGAGACAUUAAGAACUGGGUGGAUGCUCAUAUGAACUGUGAGGAUAUUGCCAUGAAUUUCCUUGUGGCCAACAUCACUGGCAAAGCCCCAAUAAAGGUAACAUAAC
Molecule: messenger RNA, 2221 nt
Organism: Sinocyclocheilus rhinocerous
Lineage: Eukaryota; Metazoa; Chordata; Actinopteri; Cypriniformes; Cyprinidae
Product: exostosin-2-like
Exons: 13
Coding region: 274-2220 (648 amino acids)
Cellular component (GO): membrane
Molecular function (GO): glycosyltransferase activity
Source: RefSeq, a predicted model, not a curated record